AUGCACCGCUCGGACACCCUCACAAAAGACCUGGCGGAUGCCGAUGCUUCAUGGUGGGAGGUCGCCACUAAAGGCUCUAGCAACAAGAGAGGGUUGGGAGGAGGAGUCAUGGUGACAAGCCCCGAAGGAUUCAAGGUAUAUUAUGCCUUGAUAUACCGGUUCUCCCCAACCAACAACGAUGCGGAAUACGAAGCUUUCAUCGCAGGACUGCAACAUGCAAAGGACCUUGGAGCGGAGUACAUCAAAGCCCGAACGGACUCGUCCCUGGUCGUAGGACAAGUCCUCGAGGUAUUCCAAGUUAAUGGUGAACGUCUGAGCCGUUACCGGGACAUGGCCCUCGAGAAGCUCAGCACCUUCAAGGCGUAUGCGGUGAAACACGUUCCCCGGCUGGACAAUGCGGACGCGGAUAUCCUCUCUAAGCUAAGUCUGGAAGCCCCGGAGCAUAUCUCGAAAGUUGUUCGGGUUCUUGUCAUACCGACUCUGACUAUCGACCACCACCGGGUGAUGCUUGUCCAACCGCGCGAGGAAAAUUGGAUAACUGACAUCAUGAGGCAUUUGGAGGAUGGACGAUUGCCGCAAGAUGAAGCAAGAGCACGCAAGGCGAAACUCCGCGCUCCAAGAUUCCAAGUGACGGACAGCCGCCUCUAUCGACGAUCAUACGGAGGGCCAUUGAUGAGAUGUGGUGUUACAAGAUGUCUGAUUGACUUUGAAGCCAAACUUGUCAUGGACGAAUUGCACUCAGGGCUUUGCUCUUCACAUCAGGGAUGGAGGUUCCUCGCACGACAAAUCAUGCUGAUCGGAUAUUAUUGGCCCUCCGUACAACUCGACUGCGAGAAGCUAACGAUAGAAUGCGAGACCUGCCAAGUCUUUGCAAAGAUGCCCAGCAGACCCGCCACGUUCUAUCACCAGGUCAGCACAGCCAUCCCCUUUGAAAUGUGGGGAGUAGACAUCGUCGGACCAUUUCCCCAGCUCUCUGGGCACCGCAAGUUCAUAAUAGUCGUCAUCGAUUAUUUCUCCAAGGGGGUCGAGGCGGAACCCCUGGCCACCAUCACAUCGCAGCAAUGUACUCGUUUCGUUUGGCGAAACGUAGUAUCCCGGUUCUGGGUGCCCGUCCAGAUCGUCACCGACAACGGAAAACAAUUUUAG
Ipomoea nil (Japanese morning glory) is the source of this 1146-nucleotide messenger RNA. RefSeq lists its product as uncharacterized. Gene Ontology annotation, molecular function: RNA-DNA hybrid ribonuclease activity; nucleic acid binding. NCBI's taxonomy places the organism in Eukaryota, Viridiplantae, Streptophyta, Magnoliopsida, Solanales, Convolvulaceae. The record is from RefSeq and is a predicted model, not a curated record. Bases 1 to 1146 code for a protein of 381 amino acids. Gene Ontology annotation, biological process: DNA integration. The transcript has 2 exons.